This is a messenger RNA of Solanum dulcamara, 1479 nucleotides long. RefSeq names its product acetylserotonin O-methyltransferase-like. Gene Ontology annotation, biological process: methylation. The transcript is spliced from 3 exons. NCBI's taxonomy places the organism in Eukaryota, Viridiplantae, Streptophyta, Magnoliopsida, Solanales, Solanaceae. The coding region runs from base 116 to 1198 and encodes 360 amino acids. Gene Ontology annotation, molecular function: S-adenosylmethionine-dependent methyltransferase activity; protein dimerization activity; O-methyltransferase activity. The record is from RefSeq and is a predicted model, not a curated record.
CAACUUUAUAGCUUAUGAAAGAUGUAAUUCUAUAAAUAGUUGAAUCACUUAAUUAUCUGACACCACUAAAUAGCAAAACCUUUUAAGUAGCUUUCUCACUUACAGCAAUUAGUAUAUGGAGAAAGAAACAAAUGGAGUUGCAAGAUUAAUACAAAAAGCAGAGGAAGAAGAGUCUCAAGUUCAAGUGGAUAUAUGGAAAUGCAUAUCUGGUUUCGCUGAAAUGGCUGUCGCCAAAUGUGCAAUUGAAUUGGGGAUAUCUGAUUUCUUGGAAAGCCAUCAAGAACCUGUUCCCUUACACCAAUUGUCCUCUGCAUUAGGCUGCUCUGCUUCUUCCCUGCAUCGGAUCCUGAGGUUCUUGAUAAACAGGGGAAUAUUCAAAUUGGUGCCAAUUGAAAAUGGAGAAAUGGGUUAUGUACAAACACCUGUUUCUCGUCUUCUGAAAAGAGAUGGAGAAAAUAGCAUGGCUGCUCUUGUCUUACUUGAAAGUAGCCCAGUUAUGCUUGCUCCAUGGCACUACCUCAGUGCCCGCGUUUUGGCUAAGGAAAAUACUGGAGCAUUUAGUGCGGCUCACGGAAAGGACGUGUGGGAGUAUGCGAAAACCAAUCCGGAACAUAGCAAGCUGAUCAAUGACGCACUGGCAUGCCAUGCGCGGAUGACAAUGCGUGCGAUUAUUGAUAAUUGUGCGGAAAUAUUCAAAGGGAUAGAGUCAUUGGUGGAUGUUGGGGGAGGUAAUGGAACAACUCUUGGUAUGUUGGUGAAGGCAUUCCCUUGGAUAAAUGGGAUUAACUUUGAUCUUCCUCAUGUUGUGUCUGAUGCUCCUCCUUGUCAUGGUGUUGUACAUGUUGAAGGGGAUAUGUUUGAUUAUGUUCCCAAAGCUCAGGCUGCUUUCCUCAUGUGGGUCUUACAUGACUGGGGUGAUGAGGAAUGCAUUCAAAUCUUGAAAAAGUGCAUAGAAACUAUUCCAAAAGACACAGGAAAAGUGAUAAUUGUGGAGGCGGUUCUUGAUGAAAAAAUUGGCAAAGAGAAAAGCCUCAAGGAUUUUGGUUUCAUGUUAGAUAUGAUAAUGAUGACUCACACAACUAAUGGAAAAGAGAGAACUGCAAAAGAAUGGGCUUAUAUUCUGACUGCAGCUGGAUUCAGUAGGCACUCUAUUGUGCAAAUUCCUGCUAUUCAACCUAUUAUUCUGGCUUAUCCUUGAGUUGCAGUGGUAUUUUUUUAAACGAAAACAGAAUAAAGAAAAUUUCGAAGAGAGGAACGGCCGUCCAACUAUUACAAAUAUAAGAGAGCGAACACUACUCUCGAUAACAAUGAAAGAAAACACCACAUACCAGAAUGAUCUUCUCUAAUAAUUUGUUUUAUUGUUAUUUUGGAUUUGGUUGUCCUGUUUUUGUGUUUUUUGUGAGUAUUUCGAUUUAGUUUGGGAUAAAUGUGGGAUAAUUUAUUUUGUAUUUUGAAUAUUGUGGUGUGUUCUCGUAUAUG